Molecule: messenger RNA, 1828 nt
Organism: Daucus carota subsp. sativus
Lineage: Eukaryota; Viridiplantae; Streptophyta; Magnoliopsida; Apiales; Apiaceae
Product: protein tesmin/TSO1-like CXC 6
Exons: 9
Coding region: 247-1494 (415 amino acids)
Biological process (GO): regulation of DNA-templated transcription
Cellular component (GO): nucleus
Source: RefSeq, a predicted model, not a curated record
GAAACUGUCAUCUGAACUUUGUGCCAAAAUUUAAAUCCAAACAAACCUUUAACCGUUAAAAUCAACUCGCCUCCGCACAGCCGUCGGCAAGACCCCCGGCGAAGAGAUUGCCGGACUCUAUCACUUCAAUCAUUCGGCACCUCAAAUUUUCUGCCUGAGAUUCUACACUUAUCGAACACUGAUCAGGCUCUUCAGUUGCAAUAAAUAGCGAAGAAGCGAAAAAGAAAGCGAAGUGAAGAUUGUGAAAUGAGGAAGCGAAGUGAAUCAGUUGCAGAUGAAUCCGAGUUUCCGUUCUCGAUAUCCGUGCCGCCAUCACUAGCUGUAAGCACUGUCCACACUUCUCCAGAUGAGUGGAGAGGUUGCAGGUGUAAGCAUUCAAAAUGCCUUAAGUUGUACUGCGAGUGCUUUGCUUCUGGAACAUAUUGUGAUGACUGUGGCUGCAAUAAUUGUCGAAAUAAUUUUGAAAAUGAAUCUGCAAGACAAGAUGCAAUUAGUUUGACCUUGGAGCGAAAACCAAAUGCUUUCAGGCGUAUGGCUGGUCAGCAUCUAAUUUUGAAUGCCGAGGAUCCUGCAAAAACUGUACUGGUGGAGGGAUGCAACUGCAAGAGAUCAAGAUGCCUCAAGAGGUAUUGCAAUUGCUUCCGAACCAACAGCUUGUGCUCUGAAAAGUGUAGAUGUAUGGACUGCAAUAAUUUUGAAGGAUGCGAAGAGAGGUUGGCUUCUAAUAAUGGGAAAGAUGCUAGUAUUUUUACAAAGGUUGUGCAGGCAAAUAUUGUAAUACAUGGCGAAGUUGAGCACUCUAGCUAUAGUUCAUUUCAAAAUUGCAUAAACAGGAAUGAUCAGAAUUUGCAAAGCCUAAACAAGGAGGACCCGUCAACUUUUGAAGCUGUACAAAUUCAACAGCCUCCUGCACCUGCAACAAUGGACUCUUCUAAGGUGGCCUACAGAUCUUUGUUAGCUGGCCUCAUCCAACCAGGUGACAUAAGAGAACUUUCAGCGCAUUUAGUAGUUGUCUCUGAUGCAACCAAAUUUUUCAAAGCAAAAUAUUAUUCCACCAAUAUGCGAACGGUGGGAGAAAGCCAGAUGGGUAUAGUUGAUUCACUUGCAAACCAAGAUGUGGAGAUCUCUUAUGGACUUUUGGACCUCAACCCCAAAACAAAAUACAAUUUUCAUGGAAAACUUGUUGAUUCCGGAUCCACUGAUACUGAUCAACAGAAUGGAAAGCCAGUAUCUCAUGGAACAGUUGAGCUGAUGUGUGAUGAGCAAGCUUCACUGUUUAAUCAUAAUACUACUCCAGAUAUGAUUCUGGACUAUGGCUGCAAUGCAGAUGUACAUGCACAGCAGGAAAGGCUCGUGUUAAGACACUUUUGUGAUUGUCUUAUGAAGCUCAUUUGUCGUGGAAAAGCAAAAGAAAGGCAAGUUAUGAUGUCACUUCGCUUUGAUACAGAUGAUCAGCAUGAGCCUGUUGUCUUGGAUCAUGAAGAGGAACUAUGAGUAAACCAGAGAUUUGGGAAAUGAAAUCAUAGACACCAGAAGCUGUUACUGGGAAAAUGAUGCAAGUCCUCAAACUUUUACUGUUUUAGUGACUUGUAGGUGAAGCAUGAGAAGUAAAAUUUGCUUUGCUAACUUGAAUACCAAGCCUCAAUCUUUCUGUCAAAAGUCUUGCAUACUGAAAAGUAUGGACUAGGUUAAUCAUACAUACUGAAAAGAAUUUAGACAGAUGUAACUAAAAUAGUUAGCGAUAUUGAUACAAGAUGCUGUGUUGUCUAGUUCUGCACUUAAUUUCUGGGUCUGGAAACAUGCGUUCUUAUGGAACACUUUUCAUACA